GUUUCGCUUUGGGUUUGUUUUUGGUGGAGUAGUUCAGUUGUGGAGUCGAGCUACCUUGUCCCUUUUGCAAUGGAGAAAUCUGGGUAUGGCAGAGAUGGCAUCUUCAGGUCUCUCAGACCACCUCUUGUGUUACCCACUGACCCGGACCUCUCCAUGGUCUCCUUUCUCUUUCGGAACCCUUCCUCUUACCCUCACAAGCCUGCCCUCAUCGACGCUGAUUCCUCCCAAGUCCUGUCUUGGUCUCAGUUCAAAUCCACCCUCGUUAAGCUCUCCCAUGGCUUGCUCCGCCUUGGCAUCAACAAGAGCGACGUUGUCCUCAUCUUCGCCCCGAAUUCCAUCCAGUUCCCUCUCUGCUUCCUCGCCGUCGUCGCCAUCGGCGCCGUCGCCACCACCGCCAACCCCGUCUACACCGUCAACGAGCUCGCCAAGCAAAUCAAGGACUCCAAACCCAAGUUGGUUAUAACCGUACCGGAAUUGUGGGACAAAGUAAAGGAUUUCAACCUCCCGGCCGUCUUUUUAGGACCCAAUCAAUCUUCUUUUUCUUUUUCUUCUUCAAAAGUCACCCACUUCGAAGACUUGGUUAACCUAGCCGGGCCAAGGUGCGGGUCCGAUUUCCCGGCAAAUAAUGUGAAGCAGAACGACACCGCGGCGCUGCUAUACUCAUCCGGCACGACUGGUACGAGCAAGGGGGUGAUUCUAAGCCACAAGAAUUUCAUCGCCGCGUCUUUAAUGGUGUCAAUGGACCAAGAGCUCGCUGGGGAGACGCACAACGUGUUUCUCUGCGUGCUGCCGAUGUUCCACGUCUUCGGGCUGGCGGUGAUCCUAUUCUCGCAGCUGCAGAUUGGGAAUGCGGUUGUGUCGAUGGGGAAGUUCGACCUGGAGAAUCUUCUGAGGGCGGUGGAGAGGUACAGGGUGAGCCAUCUCUGGGUGGUGCCACCGGUGAUACUGGCGCUGGCAAAACAAAGCGUGGUCAAGAAAUAUGAUCUCUCGUCCUUGAGGCAUAUCGGAUCUGGCGCGGCGCCUUUGGGAAAGGAUUUGAUGGAGGAGUGCGGCCGGAACUUUCCCAAGGCUGUGAUCAUUCAGGGCUUUGGUAUGACAGAAACUUGUGGAAUUGUUUCCCUCGAGAAUGCGAGCGUAGGAAUUCGAAAUACUGGUUCAGCUGGAAUGCUUGUUUCUGGAGUUGAAUCUCAAAUUGUGAGUGUAGAUAACCUGAAGCCUCUCCCUCCUAAUCAGUUGGGGGAGAUAUGGGUUCGAGGACCUAAUAUGAUGCAAGGUUAUUACAACAAUCCCCAGGCCACCAAACUGACAAUAGAUAAAAAGGGUUGGGUACACACAGGAGAUCUUGGAUAUUUUGAUGCAAAUGGACAACUUUAUGUUGUUGACCGAAUUAAAGAGCUCAUCAAGUGCAAAGGUUUUCAGGUUGCACCAGCAGAACUUGAAGGAUUGCUUGUUUCUCACCCUGAGAUAUUAGAUGCUGUUGUAAUCCCAUUUCCUGAUGCUGAAGCUGGUGAAGUCCCAGUUGCAUAUAUUGUUCGCUCGCCAAACAGUUCUCUGACUGAAGAAGAUGCUAUGAAAUUCAUUGCUAAUCAGGUCGCACCAUUCAAAAGAUUAAGGAGAGUGACAUUCAUAAACAAAGUCCCCAAGUCUGCUUCAGGAAAGAUUCUUAGAAGAGAACUCAUCGAGAGAGUGCGGUCGAAAAUGUGAAAGUGAUGAAUAUUACCUCAUUCUAUUAUUGUUUGCUGCAAUAAAGAAUAUAAGUAUUCAGAUAAGGGGCAGCAGAGGCAAGAAUUUAUGCCCGAUGCCAUUCCUUCUUAAAAUAGAUUGUGUCAGUUGAACUGUUGGAAAUAUUUGGACCAGAAGUUUCUGUCAACAAUUAGAACAUAUUAGUGAAAAAUUCUAGA
This is a messenger RNA of Juglans microcarpa x Juglans regia, 1901 nucleotides long. RefSeq names its product 4-coumarate--CoA ligase-like 7. Gene Ontology annotation, molecular function: CoA-ligase activity. The record is from RefSeq and is a predicted model, not a curated record. The transcript is spliced from 6 exons. Bases 70 to 1704 code for a protein of 544 amino acids. NCBI's taxonomy places the organism in Eukaryota, Viridiplantae, Streptophyta, Magnoliopsida, Fagales, Juglandaceae.